CAAAGGGUGAAAUUCAAUACAAACGAGAAGAGAUGGCCGAGUUGUUGCUGGAUUCCAACAUUAGAGUUUGGGUUUUUUUGCCAAUUGUGGUUAUAACCUUCUUAAUAGGCAUAAUCAGACAUUAUGUCACGAUACUUCUUUCAUCGGAGAAGAAAUCAGAGAUGCAACAAGUGUCUGAUAGUCAUGUAUUAAUCAGAAGCCGGACUCUGAGGGAAAAUGGAAAAUAUAUUCCAAAAGAGUCAUUUUUAGUGAGGAAAACAUAUUUCAAUCAUGGAGAAAAAGGAUUUUUUAAGAAGGAGAAGAGGGAAGCUCAAACUAAAAAUCCAAUGACUGAUCCUACAAUGAUGACAGACAUGAUGAAGGGAAACGUCACCAAUGUUCUCCCUAUGAUUCUCAUCGGUGGCUGGAUCAACUGGGCAUUCUCGGGCUUUCUUACAACUAAAGUACCAUUCCCUUUAACACUGAGGUUCAAACCCAUGUUACAGAGAGGAGUAGAGCUUAUGUCUUUAGAUGCAUCAUGGGUGAGCUCAGCAUCAUGGUAUUUCCUCAAUGUGUUUGGUCUCAGGAGCAUGUACACAUUGAUACUGGGCCAGGAUAAUGCUGCCGACCAGACUCGAGUAAUGCAAGAGCAGAUGUCUGGGUCAGCCAUGAUGGCCCCACCUGACCCCAUGAAGGCUUUUAAGGCAGAGUGGGAGGCCUUGGAGGUGUGUACACAUGAUUGGUUGCUUGAUGGAGUGGAGGAGGAGCUUACAGGAGGAAUCAUCCAACCAGCAACAAUCUAUAUUAAAAAUAAAUAUGCUUAAUAUUAAAGGACUGACAUUAAUGUUUUCAUUGGAUGUCAUCCUGUUGUUUGUGUGGAACGUUUGUUGAUGAAUAAAAUGUACCAUCAGGUUAACAAAAACUGUAUACGAAGUGAAACAAAUAGAAAAUGCGAGUGUUUGAGUUUUAUGAACUUUACUGUGAAAACCACUGCUGCAAAGCCAGGUGGAACUGUGUCUUAAUAUUGGUAUCAGGGCUCUCCAUGAUCGGAGAGCUAGAGUGCAAUGCAUGUGCAAUCACAAAUUUGAUGCACUGUGGCAAAAGUCUAGUAUUACUGAUGCAUCAGAAUAAAAGUACCUUUAUUUAUGUUGUGCUCAAAACGUUUUUGUAUUUCACGAUGAAGAAUAAUUAAAUGCAACAAAAGUUAUGGUUUCGAUUGUUUGAAGUAAUAACUACUGUCUAUGUAACAUUGUACAUGUGCAUUGACAAAUAUUCAUUAGUUCAGUUAUAUUUUCAUUAGUUGGUAACUUUUACUUGUUUUAUUGAUAAUUUCAGAAUUUAAAAAAUAUAAAUAAUUGUAGUUUAGUUUUAUCAUUUGGCAAUUAAGCACCUGUGUUAGAAAUCUUGGAGCUGGCUUCAUUAAAACAACAUACUACCUACAUUUUUGUUCUUUGUACACAAGCUAUUAGGCAAUAAUAACUGAUUCAAUAUUCUGUUAAAUUUUACAAAACUCGUAAUAAAAAUAGACCAUUAAUGAUUUACAUGAAAAAGAAUGGAUCCCUCCCACCUCCCAAAGUAAAUAAAUAAAUAAACGAGCAUUAUCAUUGUGUAAAUUUCUGUAUCAUGGUAUCAAAGAAAAAAAAAGUAAAAGUAAAACCCAAUAGUAUUUAAUUUUAAAAAGAAUAUAUUAACUUUUUUAUAAAACGGAUAGAUCUAUAUGAACAAAAAUAUUAUUUGAUAAAGUUUGAAAUGACUUAAUAUAGUUGUGUAUAAGCAUGUUUUCUUAGUCAAUUCUAACCUGUGUUCACAGUAUGUAAAUGAAAUAAAAGUAAUUUUAUCAAAUUA
Molecule: messenger RNA, 1824 nt
Organism: Gigantopelta aegis
Lineage: Eukaryota; Metazoa; Mollusca; Gastropoda; Neomphalida; Peltospiridae
Product: ER membrane protein complex subunit 3-like
Exons: 7
Coding region: 33-803 (256 amino acids)
Biological process (GO): protein folding in endoplasmic reticulum
Cellular component (GO): membrane; EMC complex
Source: RefSeq, a predicted model, not a curated record